AACCAAACCCUAAUCCCAAGUAUCCCUCUCCUCUACCUCCCACCUCCCACCUCCCCAUCGCCAUGAUAGGAGCUUCUUCUCGUCGCCUCCUCCUCUCCACCCUUCUCAAAUCCAAACCCUUUCUCCGAAGCCUCCCCAAACCUCUCCUCUCCUCCUCCAUUCCCCCUCCCCAUUCCCCUCUCUCCUCCUCCGCCAAAACCCUCUCCUUUCCCCUCGUAAACCCCCGUUUCCUCCACCCCUCGCCUCGCGCCCUCCAAACGUGUUCCCAAAACGCCCCUCCCCUCUCCCCUCGGCAGCGGAAGCUCCAGGAAAAAUCCGACCUUGAGGAGGCCUUCGAAUCCGCGACCAACACGGAGGAGAUCUUCGGCGCCUUUGAAGCCCUAGAGUCCGCUCUCGACCCCAGCGACAAGAAGCUCGGCCUCGCGUGCUUGAAGGUAGGGCAACAUCUCGAUGCGACCGGCUCACCAGACCACGAAAAGGUCCUCAAUUUCGGCCUCAGAGCCCUCCGUAUCCUCGAUUCCGGCGGCGAAAGCUCCGUUUCGGUGGCCAUGGCGCUUCACCUGGUCGGUUCGGCCUGUUUCGAGCUGAAGCGGUUCAAUGAUAGCCUGGGGUUCCUUAACCGGGCCAAUCGGAUUCUUACUACCUUAGAAAACGAGGGUUCCGGUGAUUUUGAUGUCCGCCCGGUGAGCCAUGCGGUUCAGCUCCAGCUUGCCAACACGAAGACCGCGAUGGGACGGAGAGAAGAAGCCCUAACUAACCUCAGGAGGUGUUUGGAGCUCAAAGAAUCGAUUUUGGACCCCAAUAGUCGCGAAUUGGGUGUCGGAUAUCGGGAUUUGGCCGAGGCGUAUGCUGCGGUUUUGAAUUUCAAAGAGGCUUUGCCACUUUGUUUGAAGGCUUUAGAGAUUCAUAAGGCACAGUUAGGGCUCAAUUCGGUGGAGGUGGCCCAUGAUAGGAGGCUUCUCGGGGUUAUUUAUACUGGUUUAGAGGAGCACGAGAAGGCAUUAGAGCAGAACGAGCUCUCGCAGAAAGUAUUGAAGAAUUGGGGAAUGGAUUCGGAUCUUUUACACGCGGAAAUUGACGCCGCCAACAUAAAGAUUGCUUUGGGGAAGUAUGAAGAGGCCGUUAACACUCUGAAGCGGGUGGCCGAACAAUCUGAGAAGGAGAGUGAGACGAGAGCUUUAGUGUUCAUUUCGAUGGCGAAAGCCUUGUCUAACCAAGAGAAGGUUGAGGAUUCAAAGAGGUGUUUAAAAAUUGCAUGUGGAAUUCUCGAAAAGAAAGAAUUAAUCUCCCCCGCCAGGGUUUCCGAAGCUUACGUUGAGAUAUCAUCUUUGUAUGAGGCUGUGAAUGAGUUUGAUACAGCUAUAUCACUCUUAAAGAAGAGUCUUUUUAUGCUUGAGAGGCUCCCGCAAGAGCAACACAUGGAAGGGAAUGUGGCGGCGAGGAUAGGGUGGCUACUUCUCUUGACAGGGAAGGUGGCAGAAGCUGUACCUUAUUUAGAAAGUGCUGCUGAGAGAAUGAAGGAGAGCUUUGGGCCAAAGCACUUUGGGGUGGGCUAUGUAUAUAACAACCUGGGCGCAGCUUAUAUGGAGAUGGACCGGCCUCAAUCGGCUGCGCAGAUGUUUGCUCUCGCAAAGGAGAUCAUGGAUGUCUCCUUGGGCCCGCAUCACACAGAUUCGAUUGAGGCUUGUCAGAGCCUCGCGAAUGCUUACGCUGCAAUGGGAAGCUAUGCCCUUGCUUUGGAGUUCCAAAAACGAGUCAUCGAUGCAUGGGGAAACCAUGGCCCGAGUGCAAGAGAUGAGCUAAAAGAAGCUAAUCGACUCUAUGAUAAGCUUAAGAAAAAGGCCUUUGCAUCUCUGUCUGGUGCAGUUCCAGAGGAAGAUUCAGUGACUCAGCGUGAGGGAAGUGACACUGAUCCUCCCAAGAUGAUGCAUCAAUGAUGCCGGAGGCCACGUAUGCAUGAAAUUUUCUGUAGGGUAGCAGGCAAGCUUUAGGCAAUCUCUCCAAUAUGAAACCUCCUCAUGCUCUUUUCCAGGGGCGCUUGUAUGAAGCCUAGGAAGCUUGCUUAGAUCGGUUGAGUAAUAAGGAAGCUUCUCCUCUAUCGGCAUGUCGAAGAACUCCUCGGCAACGCGCAUCAUUUCGUUGAUCACGUUCUCCGGCACACCGUGGUUGAUAACCUGCACAGGUUCGUAUACAAACUUGCAUGCUUUUAUAAAAACGCUCCGUCAAAAAUAUCUGUGUACAAAAUUUAGAGUUGCCAAGCACAAUUUAAUCAAGUUUUUUUCAAUGUUGUAAGGGAUAUAUCCAGUUGUUUGGGAGAGUCUUCGACAAGAAAAUAACCCAUUUAGUGCCUCUUUGGCCCGA
Molecule: messenger RNA, 2361 nt
Organism: Ananas comosus (pineapple)
Lineage: Eukaryota; Viridiplantae; Streptophyta; Magnoliopsida; Poales; Bromeliaceae
Product: protein KINESIN LIGHT CHAIN-RELATED 1
Exons: 3
Coding region: 63-1937 (624 amino acids)
Molecular function (GO): protein binding
Source: RefSeq, a predicted model, not a curated record